ACAAUACCUAUCCCCUCCCGCGCCCAUUGUUGUUUAUUCCCUCACAAUAGCCACGCAUACACACUCUCCUUCGACGACAAUAGCGGCACAACAGCUGCACCGUAGACAAUCGACAAGAUGGCAUUCGGCAGGUCGAAUUCGCUGUCUUUAAAUACAGGCGCAACCAACUCGCUCUUCGCCCAGCAGACCAACAACCAGGCUCCACCAGCAGGCGGCAGUCUUUUUGGCAACAACACGUCCUCGAAUAACACGUCGUCUUUGUUUGGCGGCGGCAGCAACACGACCAACCAGAACAACAACAGCAACACACAGCAGAACCAAGCUCCAGCCGGCGGCAGUCUGUUUGGCAACACCACCACGAACACGAAUACAAAUAGUAUUUUCGGCAGCACGAAUAACACAGCAAACACCAACAACAUGUUUUCACGACCGGCAACCACACAAGCUGCGUCCGGUGGCAGUCUCUUUGCUCCCGCAGCUUCUACCAACAAUACCAACAACACCGGCAGCAAUAGCAUGUUUGGCAGCACGGCACGACAACAAGCACCCUCCCUCCUCGGCGCAACUCAAUCCGCGAACCUAUCACAGAGCACACCCUUUGGUAGACUCGGGAUGGGUCAGAGCACAUCUGCACCCGCGACCCAAGUAGCCGCCGCCCAAGUCACCAUUGACAACCUCAAAGGCACGACGCGCUUCGAAGACUGUGUCGAUAGUGUCCGUCAAGAGCUCGAGAACCUCGAUAAGAUGAUACAACAGCAAGAGCAGUACGCUAAGCAGAUCGAGGCGUUCCUCCCCAAGCACGAGGAGGAUGUGAAUAGUUUGCUACCAGACAUCAACUUCGUCAAGGACAAGGCAGAUGAUGUCGAGCAGUCGCUGGCAACAGAUGCACAGGGUGUGGAUGCACAACGUAGGAACGCUGAAAAGGACUCCAAGGACGUGCAACGCUUACAGCGCGUCGUCACGAACCUGACCUUGCCACAACCAUACCAAUACCCCAAUCUGAGCACAAGCGGUCUUGGCAGUAUGUAUGCCUCUCAACAGCGUACACAACAGCAGCAACAGAACGCGCAGGCGGGAGACGAGAACUACGACACAGAUCUGAUUGGCAAUUACUUCUUGCCCAUGGCCGCCGACCUGCAGAAGAGCAUGGACUCGUAUGCCAGCAACCUGAGCGAGAUUGAGCAGCAUAUGCGUGUCAUCGAGGCUUCAACAGUGCAGCAAGCGCAGCAGUUGGCCCAGCGGAGAUCAGGCAUGGGUGGAGCCCAGCCUAGCAAUGACGAGGAUACUGUUCGUCAACUUGCUGGCACGUUACGAGGGUUUGAGGAGAGCAUACUCGGGGUUGCCGGUGUCGUGGGUGACUGCAGGGAUGGUGUGACGCAGCUUGCUCUUGGACGGCUAGGGACGCACAUCAAUGGCAGCUUGAGGUGAUGAAGCCAUCGGACUUCCCUAGUAUUGACUUGAAUGCGCAAGAGCGCGCUUACCAGCAUGGCCUGCUGGACUGUAAUGUGUACGAUUGCGAAAGCUUGAAUGGGUCAUUUGCACACGAUCGGAUCGUUACGAAGAGGUCGAGCACAGGGUUGCGUGAACAUUAGCGAGGAGUUUGGUGAACAGAUUUGGCAUGGCUGAAUGGAUGUGGGAUCAACAACGCUUUUAAGUGCAAGACCGCUAGCGUCGAAAGUGAACCAUUAAGAA
Messenger RNA from Sphaerulina musiva SO2202, 1692 nucleotides. RefSeq lists its product as uncharacterized. Gene Ontology annotation, cellular component: nuclear pore. NCBI's taxonomy places the organism in Eukaryota, Fungi, Ascomycota, Dothideomycetes, Mycosphaerellales, Mycosphaerellaceae. The coding region runs from base 118 to 1428 and encodes 436 amino acids. The record is from RefSeq and is a predicted model, not a curated record. The transcript is spliced from 2 exons. Gene Ontology annotation, biological process: nucleocytoplasmic transport. Gene Ontology annotation, molecular function: structural constituent of nuclear pore.